GCGCGCGUCUCCGUGCUCACCCGAUCCGACCGCGCGGCUCCGUGCUUCGCGCUUCGCGUGCGCGAGGUGCCGUUGCGUGACGCGAGUGCGUCGCGAGUGCCGAGUGUUGUGCGUGUGCUAAGUGGAUGUGUCCCAAAGUGGUCCGGCAGCGACAUGGAUGUGAGUGUGUGCCCCGUGUGUGUGUCACUGCGUGUGCAUCGCCGCGUGCCCCGCGUGUGACGGUGGCUGUGGUCAGGAUGCAAACCUAGCGGACCUGGUGCCACGCCGCGACUGUGCCUUGCUCCGUGCCUCGCACGACGGGCAAGCGAAGCAAACCUUUGCCCCGCCAAGCUCCACGACGUGGAGUCCACGUUGCCAAGGGAACCAAGGGAAGGCCAACCGGCCUUGUCACCGAGGCCCUGGCCCCUCCCUGCUUGCUGCUAGGUCGCGCGCCGGGCUCCGGCCUGCCCUCGGCGCCCAGCAGCAUGCGCAACUCGUGCGCCGCGUGCGACAAGCCCAUCCUGGACAAGUUCCUGAUGAGCGUGCUGGAGCGCAAGUGGCACGCCGACUGCGUGCGGUGCUACGAGUGCUCCGCCGUCCUGGCCGACAAAUGCUACGUCCGCGACGAGAAGCUCUUCUGCAGAAACGACUUCUUCAGGCGGUACGGCACCAAGUGCAGGGGUUGCUGCCAGGGCAUCUCGCCCAACGACCUGGUGCGCCGAGCGCGCGACCAGGUGUACCACCUCAACUGCUUCACGUGCAUGGUGUGCCGCAAGCAGCUGUCCACCGGCGAGGAGCUGUACGUCCUGGACGACAACAAGUUCAUAUGCAAGGACGACUACGUCAACGGCAAGGCUCCUGACUCGAUGCUGUGCUCGGCGAGCGAGGACGAGGAGGACGACGAGGCCAGCAACGCGGCCACGACGCCCGUCAAGCACCACAUCAUCCACCACCCCGGCGGCCCGCAGGAGACCAACAACAACUCGCUGCACGGGCCGCUGGCCGCCGACGUCAAGCCCAGCCACGACGACUCGGAGGACCAAGGCUCCCUGGACGGCGACCCCGAGACGCGGGACUCGCAGACGGAGAACAAGAGCCCCGACGACGGCAACUCGGGCUCCAAGCGGCGGGGGCCCCGCACCACCAUCAAGGCCAAGCAGUUGGACAUCCUCAAGACGGCCUUCUCGCAGACGCCCAAGCCCACCCGGCACAUCCGGGAGCAGCUGGCCAAGGAGACGGGGCUGCCCAUGAGGGUCAUACAGGUGUGGUUCCAGAACAAGCGCAGCAAGGAGCGGCGCCUCAAGCAGCUCACGUCCAUGGGCCGCGGCCCGUUCUACGGCGGCUCCAGGAAGAUGCGGGGCUUCCCGAUGAACCUCAGCCCCGGCGGCCUGGACGACGGCCCGCCCGGCUUCCCGUACUUCGCCACCGCGGACGGCAAGUUCGAGUUCGGCUACGGCGGCCCGCCCCCGUUCCACCACGACUUCUUCCCGCCCCACCACCCCCACCACGGGCCGCCGCAGCAGGGGCUGCCCUUCCCACAGGGACCCAUGGACCCCGGCCCCAUGCCCAUGGGAGGCGACUUCUCCGGCAUGGCGGGUGAGCCGCCCCCAGGCUUCCUCCCCCAGCCGCCGCCCCCCAACGACCCCCAGCUCAUGUCCCAGCGGGCGAGUCCAGAGUUCCUCACGUCGCAAGGGGGCAACACCUUCUCAGAGCAGCCGCCCAUGCAGAACGAAGGACUAGUGUGGUGAUGAAGUGACUUGCUGCACGCAGUGCACGGACGGAAAGUGUUUGCCGUGUAGGCCUCGUGAUAUUCAGUGUGUGUUGCGUCCGUCGUCAGGGACGGCCGGCGCCGCACGACGACGGCCGAGUCCUCAGGACUGUCCUCGGGACUGUCGAGACCCUGGAGUCCUGGACUCUGCCGUGGCCCAGCCCUCGAAGAGCAGUCCCUUUGCUCUAACUGUGAUACGCCACCAUCGCCCCAGGACUCAGCGCCUCAGUGAAGUGUCGAAAGGAUCAAACUGUUAAUAUGUCUUUUUUUUCGCCAAACUGUUACGACAUUUUUUUGCUGUUGCUGUUCAUUUUACUCUGAGGUUUUCUUGUUGUCAUUAUUAUUUUUGUUCUUUCUCUGACUCAUUCUCCCUUUCUCUGUAUGAGUCUAUUGUUACAAGAUGAUUGCUCUUCAAUGCAAUUUCAUGGCUUGGAAAAGACAUUACUUACAUGGAAUAAGGUUGAAAUUUAUUGUGAAGUUGUAGGUAAAUCUGAUUCCUGAUAUUAAAAAAAGUGGAACUAGAUUUGUCAUGCAUUUUGAAUGUCUCGCCUGUGUUAUUUUUUGAUAAAUCGUACUAUGAGAGCUAACUCUCAAACGUCAAUCAGCAAAUGCUGAUAUUUACAAAUUUGAUGUUAAGUAUUACUGGCGUUGUUUUGUAAGGAUCAAGCGGUAGUUUCUGAAAUCUUUUUCUUACAUACCCAGUAUUGUGCAGUCAUUUGGACUGACCAAAUUCUCAUGCCAAUUAGUUUGCAAAAAAUUGUGUUGGAGAUUUGAAAAUUGUUUUAUGGUGCUAAUAACACAUCGUUUUUAUUAUUUAUUUGAAGUUACCGUUUGAUUUGUUUCGGCGGCGUUCCUGCCAUGCUCAUCGGUCUCAUUUCCUCACUCAGUUGUUUCAUCACGUUGUAAGAGAGUUCGCUCAAUGCUUGAGGUGUUUUUGUUUCACCAUCCUAAAUACAAACGGAAGUUUCCUUGUCAUAUACGUAACUACCUUGCGAAGUUCUGUGUUGCUAGUGUAUCGUUUUUCUCUCUAUGCCUCUCCCUUCGAUGAUUUACAGACGUAAAUUGUAAGAAUGGAUGUUAGCAUUUAACUUUUUUAUGUAUACAACGCACACGGCGGGAACGUACCUUUCCACGUCAACACCUCUGUACAUAACAAUCAUAUAUAAAAAAUAUAUUAUGUAUAUGUAUAAUUAUAACAGAUUUUUCCUUUGUAAAUAUUGCACUUGGAAUAUUAUGUUUUUAAAGUGAGUAAUAUUGGACCGCCAGUCGCAUCCCCUGAGAGGAGUAGAGAGAAAUCGAACCCAAUAAGAAUUCGCUCGCCGAAUAAGUGUACGCGAACAGCAAUAAGCCUGUGUUGUUGUGAGCUUGAAAGAGGUUCAUCAGUACAUCAGUGUUAGUUGAAGUAGAGCACAAUGGGAUUAUGGUUUCUAUUCAUCCCUGUCAAAUAAAUAUAUCAAUCAAAGCUUGAAAAUGUGAUAAACUUGCAAGGAAGCAAUCCAAGGUCUAUAAGUUAUUCUGAUUGAAACAAAAGAUUGUGCCGUUUUGUUCUGCUGAUGUGUUUUGGUCUGGGAUGUUUUUGCCCGUACAUGAGGAAAAUAUACCAUAAUUGAAACAAAUCGAAA
Thrips palmi is the source of this 3369-nucleotide messenger RNA. It is a transcript of the gene Lim1, whose product is annotated as LIM/homeobox protein Lhx1. The transcript has 8 exons. The record is from RefSeq and is a predicted model, not a curated record. Gene Ontology annotation, molecular function: DNA-binding transcription factor activity, RNA polymerase II-specific; RNA polymerase II transcription regulatory region sequence-specific DNA binding. Gene Ontology annotation, biological process: regulation of transcription by RNA polymerase II; neuron differentiation. NCBI's taxonomy places the organism in Eukaryota, Metazoa, Arthropoda, Insecta, Thysanoptera, Thripidae. Gene Ontology annotation, cellular component: nucleus. Bases 465 to 1727 code for a protein of 420 amino acids.